This is a messenger RNA of Colletotrichum acutatum, 1598 nucleotides long. RefSeq names its product argonaute siRNA chaperone complex subunit Arb1. Gene Ontology annotation, cellular component: ARC complex. Bases 245 to 1522 code for a protein of 425 amino acids. Lineage: Eukaryota; Fungi; Ascomycota; Sordariomycetes; Glomerellales; Glomerellaceae. The transcript is spliced from 4 exons. The record is from RefSeq and is a predicted model, not a curated record. Gene Ontology annotation, biological process: regulatory ncRNA-mediated gene silencing.
AGAUGAGAAAAUGAUGGAAUAAGAAGUGGAAAGAACGAAAAACACUCUUUCCCUGUGUACUAGGCACCUUGAUUUUCGGUGGAAUCUUUUGUUUAAAGACCAACAGCGUGAGUUAAUUCCUCUUCUUUACCUUCAACCAACCAGCUUCUCUGCUCUUCAACUAGAAGCAAGUUCUAGACCUGCUCUUCCUCUCCUCGUACAACAAGAUAUUCAUAUUCAACAACAAGGGAAACACCGCGACAACAUGGCUGGCAAGAAGUCCAGCACGGUCGAUCGGGGUCCAACUGCCAUGCAUAAGUAUCGCGGCACUGGUUUCGAGGAAUUCUUUGCCGACCCUCCCAUGACUCCUGCCGAAACUCAGGAGGAGCGCGAGAACAUCUACAGCCUAGAGUUGACCUUUGCCGAACGUAUCCAAUCAUGCAUCCAGCGCUACCGCGCUCGCCGCCGUCUGGGUGCUUCGGACCAGAUCUUCAACAGGUACCUCUUCUUGGGAGGCAUCGACACCACACCUCGCAUGUUUGGCGGCAACAUAGAUGCCGACCUCAAGGACAUGACACCGGCGGAGAGACGAGAAGCAACGGCCAUUGACACCGUCUACAGCUCCGGCGGUGGUGCGCGCUUCUACAAUGACGACGAUCCCGAUGGCUGGGAUGUCGACUUUGCCGGUGUAGUCGCGGGUUUCUGCUCCGAGACGCUCCCGUACGAGACGGCUUGGGACUAUGCGCAGAUGGGUAAGGCAGUUGGCUUGCUGGAGAACUUUCUUACCUACAUCCUCCAGCACGACGUGUGUCCAGAAUACGACGCCAAUGUCAAGGAAGCUCUAGAUCUCUGCCAAAAGGCCAAAGUUGACCUGCCGUUGUCUCAUCAAGCUCUCCUCCGAUUCCCUGGCCAAUGCAACCUGGCGCUGUCGGAGCUGUUUUGCAAGGACUUUUUCUGCUUUGGAGAUGCCGAGGAAUUUCAGCGGCCAAAGGAUUUCUCCCCUGAAGCGGUCUUAAAGGUUGCAAUGGCAAUGACUGCUACCCAGGAGCAGUACAAUGCCGUCACCAAUGGUCUGAAAGACGGCAUCAUUGAGGUCAUCGGCGAGGAGGAGUGCAGCGUCGAGAUCAUCUCCAUCCACCGGCCGACAGACGAGGCGCGCAAGCUUACUCGGAGCAUCCGCCUGGGCAAGGGACACCGAUUCGAGCCCGUCGGAAUAAUUAUCACGAAGCCCUGCAUCAUUGAGGAUGGCUACGACUAUGGAGAGGACAUUGUUCUGUCCGAUGAACAGCGCGACACCUUUUACCUGGAAGAUUCAAUCCUGCAACGCCUGAAGCCAGGGUUCAGACUGCAACUCUGCGUAUGCGAGCUCAACAUUGGCAUCAAAUUUGUGAAGCAGGCUCGUCAAGUUCUCGUGGAAUGGUACACCUUCCUGCCGCAGAACCUCAUGCGACACUACAAGGAGCCCGUAGCUAAUGAGCGCCCUGCACCGUCGGCCAUCAAGGCAGACGAGAAGACCGAGAAGCAAGAAGCUGUAACCAGCUGACUACCGAGGUUGGUCUAGUAUAAGGAUUAUCGGCUGGCCGUCACCACGCGAACAUCACUAGGUUGGCCAUCUCACG